Messenger RNA from Cladophialophora yegresii CBS 114405, 1071 nucleotides. RefSeq lists its product as uncharacterized. Bases 1 to 1071 code for a protein of 356 amino acids. Lineage: Eukaryota; Fungi; Ascomycota; Eurotiomycetes; Chaetothyriales; Herpotrichiellaceae. The transcript has a single exon. The record is from RefSeq and is a predicted model, not a curated record.
AUGUCCUCGACCACCUACCUGUGGGGGUGCUGCCUCUUUGGCUUCGCACUGUCCACCUACAUCAUGUAUACGUACAUGUCUUAUACGCGCGCACUGGCGGAAUACGACGCCGUGGAUUUGCCGCAGAACGCGGACGUGAGUUCGCGGUGGAUGGACAUGUCGCGCAACUUUGACGACGAGGUCGAAUUGGCCGAGAGGGCCAUGUUCUUACGGCGCAAGAGGGAGAAUCUGUGCCGCGAGGCGAGGGGGCACGUGCUGGAAGUGAGCGCGGGGACGGGGCGGAAUAUGGAUCUCUACAGGCUGGACCCGGCACUGACGUCGCGGGAGGAGAACAAAGUCAAGAGCCUGGUGGUGAACGAUCUGAGCGAGAUCAUGCUGUAUCAGGCGCAGAAGAAGUUCAAUGAGUUGCAGGACAAGAUUGCGGACGAGAGGAGGAAGUUCAAGGGGCCUGUGCAAUUUGUGGUGGGCGACGCGAGUGAUAGGCGAGUGAUCAAGAGGCCAGAGGGUGGGUUUGACACGAUUGUGCAGACGAUGGGGAUCUGCAGUGAGACGAAUGCCGUCGGGUUCUUGAAGAGGCUGGGCGAGCUGUGCAGACAGCCGGGCGAGAAGAGUACUGGGUUGGAUAUGAAGGUCGUGGAGAAAGAAGCGCGAGAACGGCUCGAAGAGCUCAAGGAAGCUCGGGAUUAUGGUGCCCUCGAACCGGAGCGAGAGCAGCUGGAUGCGCUCGUCGCUGAGGCAGGGGGGGACUUGGGAGGCAAGAUUCUCCUGCUCGAGCACGGACGGUCGAAGCUCGACUUCGUGAAUCGAAUCCUCGAUAACGGCGCAAAGAUGCACGCUGAUCACUAUGGGUGCUGGUGGAACAAGGACAUUGAGCAGGUAGUAAAGGAUAGUGGGCUGAUCGUGGAGCGGAAGAGAAGGUACCAUUUUGGAACGACCUACGAGUAUGUUUUGAGGCCUAGACCGAGACGCGAGCCUGAGAAAGCGGGUUUACCUGACGGGGAGGGAUCUCCAGUCAAUCCCAGUGAGAGUACAAAAGCGACGGGCUGGCUUGGAUGGUUCGGGAGGAGUUGA